Molecule: messenger RNA, 3068 nt
Organism: Verruconis gallopava
Lineage: Eukaryota; Fungi; Ascomycota; Dothideomycetes; Venturiales; Sympoventuriaceae
Exons: 4
Coding region: 227-2257 (676 amino acids)
Biological process (GO): DNA-templated transcription; regulation of DNA-templated transcription
Cellular component (GO): nucleus
Molecular function (GO): transcription cis-regulatory region binding; DNA-binding transcription factor activity, RNA polymerase II-specific; zinc ion binding
Source: RefSeq, a predicted model, not a curated record
CUCAAAGCCACCUCAAACUCUGAGAGUGACCCGAAUCAUCAAUUUUGGCCAUAUUUUCAAGGCAGGCUUCAUAUUCGGGUCCCGUUGGGAUCCAAGUUUCAGCUGUCCAAUAAGAAAAACACGUGUUUGAGAGUGGAGGUCUCGUAGCUUAUCACACUGGUCAAAUUCGCGCGACAAGCCGUGCUUGGUCUGGCGCGGCGACCAGUAUUUAAUCUAUGCUAGCAUCAUGGCCUCCACUGUGCGGCAGGAACGCCGGAACUCUAGCUUUUCGGCCGUCCGCACUCCGAUUGAAGCCUUGAUUGAGGCUGCUGAGGCGAAGAUGUCGGAGGAGGCGGAUCUUGUGCUGCCGCCACCCAAAUUGCCCCAGAGCGCAGAGCAAAUUAGAGAACAUUUCGGAGAUAGGCGACCCCCCGAUAUUACUCGAAAGAUUACAGCAUGUGUUGCUUGCAGAAAACAAAAAAUAAAAUGCAACAUGAUCGAUGGCAAAGCGCCUUGUGCACGAUGCCGGAAGCGAGGUCUGUCUUGCACCGUGAAUAAAAGCUUGCAAAUGCUCUUAGAGGAUGAUGCUUCAUGGAAGCACUCGGUGACCCGAAAGCUGCAUGUCUUGGAGCAAUUCAUGGACACCGUCAGGGACAAACUUCAGUUACCCGAGGCCGCUCUGUCAUCAGAGCAAGAGGUCGAAUUUUCUAAUGACAUCUCAGCACCAGCCUGUAUAGCUUCACACUCUACCAACACCCCACCCGCAAGUAGCAGUCUCAUCAGUCCGCAAAUUCGCACAUGGGAAGUGCGUAUGGAUAUUGAUACUGGACCGGCAGCUAUUCCAGCGUCUAUCGUCUCUGAAGUUCGCACGGAUAUAACCCCAACUAUACCAGCGCUCAAUGCAGAUUUCGUAACUCAAGGCGUCGUGACUCUAGAACAAGCUGAGUCACUAUUCGCAACCUACCGAGACAGACUCGACCAUUACUUGUAUCGCAUAUUGGGUGAAUCUAUUUCGUUAAGGCGUGUCAGGGGUGAUUCCCCAUUAUGCAUGGCGGCUAUCUGCACAGUGAGUGCAUUGCAUUCGAAGACACUCGGCCAUUUGUUUCACAAGUGCUACCACAAAUUCCAGGAACUCUGCGCUGCACAGGUAGUUGCAAAAGACGCCAACUUGAACGAUAUCCGCGGGCUCUGUAUAGGGGCAUUCUGGCUGGCAGACCUCUCCUGGGCUCUCGUAGGACUUGCAGUUCGGAUAGCAACACAGAUGCAAUUACACCGCUGCCUGAACAAGGCUCUUCGUGGGGAUAAGCUAGCGUACUUACAAACCCGCCUGUACUACCUAGUCUAUGUUUGUGAUCACCAUUUCUCAAUUGCAUAUGGUCGAUCACCGAUGUCAAGAGAUUGUGAGAUGAUUCGAUCUGCCAAGUCAUUCAUGCGAUGCCCGCAUGCUGGCGAAGAUGACUUUCGUCUAAUUUCGCAGGUGGAGAUAUGGUCAACAGGCUCGAGGGUCUUGGAUACCUUCGACUUCGACAUGGACGCUGCCAUCACGCCCGAACAGAUUCCAAAAAUUCGACGAUUCGGAAUUGCCCUCGAUACCUGGCGUGCAGACUGGAACGAACGCUUUCGCCCGAAUGACCACGUCGGCAACUAUCCCGCUAAAGGUGUAGGCAUGCAUUUUCACUUUGCAAAAUUGUACCUCUGUUCACACGCGUUUCGCGGUGUCCCCAUUAAGACCGGGAUGGCUACUCCUUAUAUACCAUCUCUCCAUCCGGAAUUAGAAGAAGUUGCUUCAGCAGCCGUCGUUGCUGCUAAAUCCAUCCUUAGGACGCUUAUCGAGGACAAGGAGAUGCAGAUUCAUCUCAAUGGACUUCCACUAUACUUUGAUACUAUGAUAGCAUUUGCAGUGGUUUUCCUGCUUAAGGUCGCAACUCAAUACGCAAAGCCAGCUCGUGUUGACAGCACAGAGCUCUUACAUCUCGUGGAAGACAUGACGCUUGUGCUCAAAAAUAUCGCGGAAGGCGUACAUCGUAAUCACAUACUUGUUGUGAUUGCCGAGGGUCUUGCCAGCUUACUGCAGCGUGUUAAAGAUGCGGCUCGUGCGCCUGCUGCUGACGGUAUGGCUCUUGAGCCAGCAAAUCAUCACCAGCCUCCAGCAUCUACACCAAACUCUGAACAAUUCAUCAAUUCUGAUUUCGACUGGAUGACUUUUGAUCUAUUGGGCCCUCAGGAUAGUGGAGUAGAACCAGCUUGGCCUCUCUCAUAUGAUUUCACAAAUCAUUAAGCACGGCUCUGUUAAUUUUCUACAUAUUCUCGCGAAGGCCGCACACAAUUUUCGGGGCUCGAAAGAAUAGGAAGGCAUUGACAAGCAGUGGUCUACACAAUGGCGGUAAAGUGAAUAACAGAUGUCGAAGAUUCAUUUCUGCUAAUCAAGAUCAUUAACUUUUACCUGGAAUCGCCUCGAAAUCGAACACCAAAGCAACAAAUCAAUGGGUCACAAUCGCAUUUGCCGGCUCAUCAACCUUCGGCUUCGAGAACGGAGCUGCGAAGCCGUAUGUUUUCCAACCAUCAUCAUAACCUUUCCCUUCCUCACGCUCAUGAUCUGGUUGAAAAACCAUCCGUCGAUGGAUGUAAUAUUUCUCGCGAAGAUUUUCACCAUCGGCCUUCCCUGAAAAUGUAGCGUAAAGGCUAGCUCUUCGAUUUUUGGUUCUGUCGGGGCCGCUUUUGUGGGCUAAGUGACUGCCGAAGAACAGAAUGUCUCCUGGGUUUAGUGGUACAGGAACCCAAUCAUGUUUGGCAAUCCAGUCGUCAGAAAUGGGACCUCCAUCAGCCAACUCAACCAUCAUUUUAUGAGAACCUGGAACGACCUCGAGGCAGCCGUUUUCCAAAUCCGCAGGGUCGACAGCGAAGUUCGCAGUCACAUGCUCUGUCUUGCAAAUGUGGUCAUAUGCUGGUCCAUCGAGAUGAGCGUGGAAACCAUUCCCCUUGGGCAAUUUGUAGUUAAUCUUGGCUUUGAACAGUUGCAUCUCCCUCCCGGAGAGUAGUUGAAGUAUGUUCGCUAGUUCCUGUCCGUAGAGUAAUUUAGCAAUUUGAGC